AUGGCAUGUAAACGACUCGAGGUUCUGCAAGUGGGCUUCGCCAAAGCUGCUGCGUCCGAAUGGAACGAAACGUUGGCGUCUCUGGAUAAGAAGUAUCAAAGUACAUCGGGGGGAAUCCGAUACGGCUGGACGGCCAGCCGCGGGCAUCGGGCAUAUUGGAUACUGUUCGGGCUGCAAACGCCAUGGGAUUCACUGCCGCCAGAGUUCAAGACCCAGCCGUAUGGACCUCAUUACCAAACGGAGGAAGUGCGCCGACUCGGGAUGGGUCCCCUCCUGAGUGACCUUACGCGCAAGAUGCAGGCGAAGGCGGAGAACGGCUCGCGAGACCCGCUGAAGAUCCUGAUACAUAGCACGCACGACACCUGUCUGGCUGCGCUAUGCAGCACGCUUGACGUGUUCGAUAACCGGUGGCCGGCAUUCUCGUCCGCCUUUACAUUCGAACUAUUCCGCAGACGAACGGGGCCGGAGGCUCCGCGGAGUCAAUAUGGCAGGGCGUCUUCGCCCCGUUCCGACAACAACGCCCGGACACUUCUUCGGAACAUUGUGCAUGUCCGGAUGCGUUAUCAAAAUCGUAACCUGACGUUGUCUGUGUGCGCGGAGGAGGGCAAGCACCUACCCGGCUCGCCCGAGUUUUGCACGCUGGCGGCGUUCCGGGAACGAAUCAGGGAACUUACCCCGGUGGACUGGGAUGCAGAGUGUGCGCCUACGGCUCACCGCGGUAAGCAUGAGGGCUAA
Fomitopsis serialis is the source of this 735-nucleotide messenger RNA. Its product is annotated as histidine phosphatase superfamily. The transcript is spliced from 6 exons. The record is from RefSeq and is a predicted model, not a curated record. The coding region runs from base 1 to 735 and encodes 244 amino acids. NCBI's taxonomy places the organism in Eukaryota, Fungi, Basidiomycota, Agaricomycetes, Polyporales, Fomitopsidaceae. Gene Ontology annotation, molecular function: phosphatase activity. Gene Ontology annotation, biological process: dephosphorylation.